AUGGAACUGGCCCUCACCAGCCUCUUGCUCUCGCUUCUCCCUGGGGGCCUGUGGGGGACCGAGAGCCCCCUGGCUCUCCCAUCUAGCCCUUCCCUGAGGAGUACCACUGGGUUAAACUUGGAUUCAGUGUGUGGACGUCCGCAGGCGACCAGCCGCAUUGUGUCGGGGCAGGACGCCCAGCAGGGCCAGUGGCCGUGGCAGGUCAGCCUGAGGGAGAACAAUGAGCACGUGUGUGGGGGCGCUCUGAUCACCGAGGCCUGGGUGCUGACGGCAGCCCACUGCUUCUCUAAGGACCAGCCCCUGUCUAACUACUUCGUGCUACUGGGCGCCAUCUCCUCCUAUCCUGAAGACGGUGAGCCUGGGGAGCUCCGAGCCGUAGCCCAGUUCAUCACGUACCCGAGCUACACGGAGGAGCACAAUGGUGGGGACAUUGCCCUGGUGCAGCUGGCUUCCUCCAUCACCUUCAGUGACCUUAUCCUUCCAGUCUGCCUCCCUAAGCCUGGAGACCCCCUGGAUCCUGGCACCUUGUGCUGGGUCACCGGCUGGGGGUACAUCAACACAAAUACAUUGCUGCCUCCACCCUUCACCCUGAAGGAAGUGCAGCUGCCCAUCAUCGACUCUGAGACCUGUGACGCCUACUACCACGAGGACUCCGGCAUCCCCAGCCAGGAGCCCCUCAUCCUGGAGGACAUGCUGUGUGCUGGCUUCGAGGACGGCCAGAAGGACGCCUGCCAGGGUGAUUCCGGAGGCCCCCUGGUCUGUGACAUUGAUGGCGUCUGGAUCCAGGCAGGGCUGGUGAGUUGGGGGUCCUACUGUGGCCUCCCCAGGAAGCCAGGUGUUUACACUAAUGUCAGCUUCUACAGAACAUGGAUUAUCGACACAAUCUGGAGCUCGACCUCAAAGGAAAGAAACUACUCUCCAAGACUUGCUGGGACCUACUCUGGUCUGUUGCUGCUUCUGGGACUGCUGGGGGGUACCCUCGUCUCCCUGGGGCUUGCCUAA
Messenger RNA from Cynocephalus volans (Philippine flying lemur), 1002 nucleotides. Its product is annotated as serine protease 33-like. Gene Ontology annotation, biological process: proteolysis. Bases 1 to 1002 code for a protein of 333 amino acids. The transcript is spliced from 5 exons. NCBI's taxonomy places the organism in Eukaryota, Metazoa, Chordata, Mammalia, Dermoptera, Cynocephalidae. Gene Ontology annotation, molecular function: serine-type endopeptidase activity. The record is from RefSeq and is a predicted model, not a curated record.